AGGUCUUAUGGAAUCAUUGUUUCUUUCCCACAAAGAUGAGUAUCCGGAGUAUGAACAGGCAUCCCUCAAACAACUGUAUCAGUCAAAGAUGGAGGAGUUACGUGCUGAAGCCCAGCAACAAUCUGAAUCAACUGGGACUAUCUCAAGAUCAAAAACAACAGUGAGUCCUCCAAGCCAACAGAUAUCUGUUACAAUAGUAACAGAGUUUGUACGGUGGAAUGAGGAAGCCAUAACUAGAUGUACUGUGUUCUCUUCCCAGCCACUUACUCUUGCAAGUAAUGUGAGAUCAGUGUUUGCUUGCUUACUGGAACAAGUGAGCCGAUAUUUAACUGAAGGACUUGAGCGUGCCAGAGAAAGUUUAAAUGAGGCUGCAUCUUUAAGAGAUAGAUUUGUUAUUGGAGCAAGCGUUAGCAGAAGGGUGGCUGCAGCUGCUGCUUCUGCUGCUGAGGCUGCUGCUACCGCAGGUGAGAGUAGUUUUAGAUCUUUCAUGAUUGCUGUGCAGCGGUGUGCUAGUAGCAUCGCAAUACUUCAACAAUAUUUCUCAAAUACAAUUUCUCGGCUGUUAGCUCCUGAUGCUCAUGCUGCGUGUCUUGAAGAGAUGGGUACAGCUGUCUCCCGAGUAGAGAGUUCUGCUCAAAAAGGUCUCCAACAGUGCAUUGAAACUGUCAUGGCUGAGGUUGAGCGAUUGCUAUCUUCAGAGCAGAAAACUACAGACUACCGGACUCCUGAUGAUGGAAAUGCUCCUGAUCAUCGACCGACAAAUGCUUGCAUAAGAGUUGUAGGGUACCUAUCUCGAGUGCUUGAAUCUGCAUUCAAUGCUUUAGAAGGUCUCAACAAACAGUCAUUUUUGACUGACCUGGGAAAUCGCCUACACAAGGGGCUAGUUAACCAUUGGCAGAAGUUCACUUUUAGUCCGAGCGGUGGACUGCGGUUGAAACGUGACAUUACGGAGUACGGGGAGUUUGUUCGCAGCUUCAGUGCUCCUUCAAUAGACGAAAAGUUUGAGCUGUUGGGCAUAGUGGCAAAUUGCUUUAUUGUGGCGCCUGAGAGCCUUGCUUCCCUAUUUGAGGGUACUCCUUCAAGCAUCAGGAAAGAUGCAUUGAGGUUCAUUCAACUACGUGAGGACUUCAAAACUGCUAAAAUUUCGUCUAUGCUUCACAGCUUUAUGUCAGAUUCAUAGUUUAUGAUGAUGUUCAGUUCAAGUUAACGAUCUUUCAACAACUGGGACCUAUUAGGUAGAGUGACAUGGUAGACCCAACAUUUACAUGCAAUUUUUCUAUAUGUACUAGAAUAAGAUAUCUGUUACACUUUUAAGUUUGUUCAGAAUCUUAAUUGGCCUAAAGGAACAUCUUAUUCCUUUUGCGACUCAAACUGUGGUAUCUGCAAAUGCAUGUUUACAGGGAAAUGCCAUACAAGUUCAAAUUGGGUAA
Molecule: messenger RNA, 1430 nt
Organism: Zingiber officinale
Lineage: Eukaryota; Viridiplantae; Streptophyta; Magnoliopsida; Zingiberales; Zingiberaceae
Product: exocyst complex component 5-like
Exons: 12
Coding region: 8-1180 (390 amino acids)
Biological process (GO): exocytosis; Golgi to plasma membrane transport
Cellular component (GO): cytoplasm; exocyst
Source: RefSeq, a predicted model, not a curated record